UUUUAGAAGAUCAAUGAGCAAAUAAGGCUGACGAGACAGAGAAAGUGAAAAACCAAAAGAGGGGUCAGAGCCGUAGCCGCAUCUAUCUACUUGUACUUUGCAGUUGUAUUGUUGACGGCGCUUUAUUUUCAAAAAAAUGGCGUCCUCCUCGACUUCUCCGCCGCCGCCUGACUCGAUGAACACCGCCAAGCUCGUCGAGGACCUGGAGAAGACCAUUUACGCAUGGCAAAAGGAUCACAGUCGCACUACCUAGUAGAAAACAAAAUUCUUGCAUGAUGAAAAUGAAUCUUCUCCACUCCCGCCAAAUUAAUUGAAAACUUAAAAGUGCACCAGGCAAGGAAGAAAGCCACGACUCCCUGUAGAGAACCUCUUGGCCGCCGUCCCGUCUUACCAUUUUUCACUUCGCUUGUUCACGUCACCUGAAGAUUCAUCUUCUUGACCUCCUACUUGGGAACCAGGAGAGAAGUUUGAUGACAUCACGCGUGCAUGCAAUCAGAUUCAGAAUCGGAAGUAAAAGUGCAGCUAGGAUACAACUUUUGCGCCGGAUACCACCCUGCAGAAGUUCAAGCUUAAAUACAACAGCCAACCCGAGACCGGGAUUAUCAGGCACCUGAAGUACUACGACUUGACAAAUACCGGAAAGCUGGAUUGGAAGUCGUUUCAAAAAUCGAUGGAGCAAUACGCGAUUGGGGCUCCGUUGGACGUUUUGCAGCUAUUGUUCAACCGAUACGCGAACGCCACGAAAAACCCCCUGCAGUCCAACACCGGGUCGCUUCUACUGGAAAUCCGGUCCUUCGCAAAAUUUAUCGUAGACGGAACCGUCCGGACGUAUUACGCAAGUCUGGCAGAAACCCAAGAAAGCGCUGCAAAUGGUGCGGCAAUAAGGGAAGAAGUAAACGUACAUGAUAAAAAUCUUUCUUGCAAAGUAGAAGUUCGGUGGAGAUGUUGUCUAAAUUUUAAAAAUCAAGUGUUUUUUUUAAUACUGCUUUUCUUUUUCAAGUGUUUCUUUAGUUGCUCGAAAUGAUCAUGAUAAUUCGUCAACAAGAACACGUCGACUCUCAAGUUAUUUGACAAGUAGAAACCUUUUAUUCAACACCAGCCGCGCUCCACCGCUGGUUCAUCCUCUCAGCGUUCCUCCACGGCGCCCCGCCCUCCCCACUCGCCGACAGCACCCUCGACGAAGACGGUGCCUGGUUUUCUGCGCGCGUUGCGGGAAAACUUGUUCCCCCGGGGCCCCGGGAAGGUGCUGGAACUCGUGAAUUUGUUCAUGCAGUACGACGAAAAAAACUACCGCGUGCUCCCGAUAGAACUCCUGAUGAGCAUCCUGGAUCAAAAGCUGAACUUGGUCGACGGCGCACUAUGCGUUGCAAAUGUGUAGUCUGGGGGUCGUGGGUAAUUCGUGAUGCGAAAGUUCAAGGACAACGACGAGAUCUGUAUCAUGGCGUAGAAAAGAUCGCUCUGGCAUGCAACACUCUUCAGCAAGAACACCAACUCGCUGCGUUUCUCCAGACGACCCAGACAUGUCUGCCUUUGAUACGCGGGAGAUUUAGACCCGCUUGCGUACAACAAAAUCGACGGCCGCACCAUGGCUCUGGUGUUGCCCACCUGGGCGGAUCCGUACGACAGGAACCUAAUUCUCUACGACGAUUUCCUCGCUGAAUUGAAGAUUCCGCUCAACCACGAAAGAAGACAAGCGGUGCGGGCGGCGUACAGGAAAUUAGACCCGGAUCAGGAGGGGUUUGUAAACUUGAGCGAUUUGGAACGGGCAUACAAUGUUAGCAGGUAAAAAAAUUCGUGGUCGUGAGGAUUGUUUUUUUUGCAUCCCUGUAGUACUUCUUCGUUCAUUUGUCGUAUGGAAAAAAAGAUCGAGAAGGUCUUGACGUAAUUUAUUCAGUGAUGUUAUCACUACCUUCAGACUAAUAAACUCCACUUCCUCAUGAAAUUCCAAUCGAAUCUGAUAGAAGCAGGAGCUCCUCGCAGUGAAGAUAAUGAUUCACAGCUGCACAAGAUUCACGUCGUCACUACGUACAUCCAAAAAUAUUGAACCUAUCCCCCAGGCACCCUUACGCCGUGAUGGGAGCUCAAGUGCCCGACUCCCUUUAUAAUGAGUUUCUGGACAGCCUGAUGCACUUUCUCCAGUACCGCCGUGGGGUUUUGGACAUCUCCAAGACGGCGGCGGGCGAGCGGAUCCCCUGGGAGGAGUUCGAGGCCUACUAUCAAAAGUAAAAAUGUCUGGGUCUGGAAACUUGUAAUGCUGGGUGGCGUCUCAUGAUGAGGCUACAGAUGCUGGCUCAGCAUGACAAGUUUCUGAGCUCCUAGGUGUUGCCUAUUCUGCAUGACAAACUGCGCUUCUGCAUCACAGAAAAGCGGAGCUCUUGGGUAACGUGCAUGACAGACUUAAGAGUCAUGCCAGACAAGCAUGACAAACGUGAAUUCUUCCAGAGGACCCAGACAUUUUUACAGUUGAUCCCUACUACGAAAUGCUGAAUGGUUGCUAUCCCGAAGACACCACUUUUCUGUGCAUCCUCACCAGGUGCUGGGAUGUCGACAAGCCCUCUGUGGGUGGUACUGGAGUAGACAGGACUUCUGCCACCUCAUCUGCCACUGCAGCACUCGGAGGUGGGGGCCAAGCCGGCGGCCCACCAGGAGCUGUGCUGGACUUCAACGGGUAUGGGGAACAAAGUGCGGGGCAGCAGGUGACGGGGAAGAUAAACAAGCAGAGUCAGCAGCAACAGCAAAUGCUCGAAGACGAAUAUUACAGGCGGGACGCGAUGCCGGCCGCCGGGCAAAAGGGGAAGGAACGGGUGGGGUUGCACCACUGGCAAGCGAACACCUUGGCGGAAAGCCACACGUACAGGAACGUCGGAGAAGUUGCCGAUUUGAAGGUACUCGAGGAGACUACAGCACUGUCGUGGCGUUUGAUAGUUUUCAGUUUUUCAUCUUGAAUUUAUAGGAGGUUUGAGAUUUUCGCAAUUUUUUUUCUUAUGUACUUUACUAUCAUGUUGCCUUGGUUCAUUCUUGCUCGCUCGCAUUUUUUUGCAUGCUCCUUCCUACAGGGCAUCUUCCGUGAGGCCUGCGAGUACCUGUCGCGCAAGGGCGGCGUGCGGAUGGCGAUGGAAGUGGUCCGCAACUACGUGCUAGCCGAUGACAACCUGGAUGACUAUCUGGACCGGGCAGAAUUUCGUAAAGCUAGCAGGGACUCGGGGCUACGGUUCACGCAGGACGAGGAAAGCGACAUUUUCGAUCUGCUUGGAGAGGUUACGGUAUCACGGUUAAUUGGACUUUGACUAUCGAUGAAAUUUUUCCAGGUGGCGGAGCAAACCUUUUUGAAAAACGCAUGACAUACAUAGCACAGAAACAAAAAUUACGCAGACCAAACGCCCAGUGAAAAACCCGUCUUCCGACCCGCAGCCGGAGCGGCUCCUCCCCCUGUUUUCCUUUCUCCGCGCAUUUUUCGACGGCGGUUUGAAUGCAGCGCGCUACGACAUUGUCCACGCCGCAUGGGUAUCAAAUGUAAAAAUGUCUGGGUCUGGAAGAGUCAUGCUGUUUCUGCAUGACACAGCAGGUGGGUUUUUUAAGUCGUUUUUUAAGAUGGGUUUUUUUUGCAGAAAUCACUUUUUUAAGAUGGGUUUUUUCGUAUUUAGGACUGUGCCAUAGUAGAUGACUUUACCGCUUUUUUACUUUUCUUUUAUCCCUCAGCGCUGGUGGGUCUGCCGGCAAAAUUAUCCCUACUCAGAUAGCUACAAAGCUCAUCCCGCAGCCGUCCCAGGAGCUCUUGUGGCUGUCUCUCGGUAGAGAUCGCUUUGCCCGUGCUUAUUCCACUCAGAGUUUGCUGGGUAGGUGGCUACCGUUUUAAGUUUAUAAACGAAUGGGACGCCCUGCCCUUAGCCUUCCAACAUGACACAGCAGGUGCAGGUCUGGCAUGCUGGAAGCUCUAGCAUCACAGGUUUCGAGAAGCUUCCGCAAUGCCGAACCCGCAUGACAAAUCCCCCACUUUGGUGACAGAAAGUGGGCAGCUUUUGCUACCCAUGCAUGAGAGAUUUUUGUGUGUUCUGAAAUGCGCAUGACAAGUUGCUCUUCCAGACCCAGACAUUUUUACAUUUGAUAAUGGGCUCUGGUUGCCGGGGGAGACAGCGCCGUGAUUCCGCCACAGAAUUUGAGGCAACACCUAUUGAGAGGAAAAAUCCCCCCUCCCCAUAUUGAAAAGGUAUGUUUCCAAAAAUUUGUGUUGCGGAUUUGAGGUCACAAAUCACAUCUGUCUUGCAAGAAGACAAGGGCAGAAGCUUCCGCCUCAUUAUGGAAGCGAUUUGCCACGCUGUUGAGCCUCAAGGGGAGCCGUUUGCCAUGCUGAACAACUAGACCCAUACGCCCCUACCUAGCCUGGGGAUCUGGCCGCCAUGCCUUUCUGCAAUACAAAGCUGAUCUGUGGCCACAGAUCAGCAUCACAAAUUUCCGUUUUGAAUUUGAUAUGGGGAGGGGGGAUUUUUCAUUUUGAUAACACCUCUCCUUUAGCACGCACCCGGAGGUGCUGCAGGCACCGAGCGCCGAAGCAAGGGACAGGCUGACUCAGCAGCGUAUACUCUUUCCUAGUUGAUGAUUUUAUUUUAGUUUUAGAGCGAAAAAUGUUUCUAGAUCAUGUAAGGAAAGCAGCUUCAGGGCUGCAUGCGCACGAUAAGCACUUUUAGGUUUAUUGGCCAUUGUUUGUUCGUUUGCCUUUCGGUGCAUCAAGUUGCAGCCGGUCGUACUACCGUGCGGCAGCCAGGCACGAUUCUGAUAGUGCUGAAAUUCAAAUGAAUUCGAAUUCCACAUCAGUGACGACCGAGUUUCUGGACACUUUUUCUCUGUACGUGAACGUGACCGGAAGACUCAGCGAGGAGGGCAAUCUGAACUUCGCGACGUUCCUCGGCUACUUCGAAAUCUACUCCGCAAUGAUCACAUCUGACGCCUACUUUGACGUCGUCAUCCGCCGUAUGUGGGGCCUCUCGUCUAUUCCCUGAAAAUUAACCAUCUCCAUCCAAUUUGUCAUGCAAAACAUGUAGUAAAGUCUGUGCUUGUCAUGCAAAAAGUGGAUGGGGAUGGUUAAUUUUCAGGGAAUAUCGUCUGAUAAGGACAUCGAAGAAAUCGACGGUCUGCCGCCAGUAUCAAAUGCAAAUAUUUUUACGUCUGGGUCUGGAAGAUUAGAUUGCAAGAUUCAUUUGCUACAGCGCUUGCCCGGCAACGGCAUGACCAUGAUCGAAGACUCUGCGCUGCUCUAUUGCAUGCUCACGAGGAAGAUGAGCUUCCUCUUCCUGCUAAGAACCUGUUAUGCAAACACGCGGCUACCAUGCGAAAUAGGCAACAGAUUGUAUUUGUCGCCACACAAAAAUCAUAGUACUCAUGACUUUCAACCUCAUCUUCAACCUGUCAAAAUCUUAAUCUGUCCUGCUUGGCUGUGCAACCUUGUAGUGCGGUCAUUUUUAUUCGCAGACUCGCGGCAGAACUUUCCAGGUGCAGACCCAUAUUUGCAAUGUAAACCCAGUCCUGCCACAAGCCCCGACCAGUCAGAAGGUCUCGCGGUCGUCAAAGUCCAAUGUCAACGAAGACACCAGUAAUUUGGAUAUGAAAGUGCACAACUCCAUCUCCCCCUCGUCUUCUGACUUCUGAAGGCGUACGAGUGUGAGAAGCAUCAGCAACACAGUCGGCGACAGAAUGAAUGUGGGCCCCGCAUGACAAGAAAUUUUCCCCGCGGCGCGGAUUGGAGUACUCUUUGAAAGCGGGCCAAAGUUUGUCUUGCAGAGAGUGCUUAAUCUAAAAAAAAAAAGGCACAAACGAAACAGGAUGUGGAUUUGGUAUUUUGCAUUAUACCAAUGGGGGCCGCGGGAGUUGUGCGCUCUCAUAUUAAAGUACGCGGGUUUAGGAUACGGCGCCAACCUUGCGAACGUAUCGGACGGGAGGGGCUCGAAUAAGGACGCAAAACAGUACCCGAAUCCGACGUCCCCCAUCUACGAAUCCAGCCACGUGCGGGCGGCGCUCUUUCAGGAGCCUGUCAAGCUAAACUCUGCGGACGACUACUUUCACCACCUCUGUCGCAGAAUAAGAGGGAUCUUGAGCAAGUACAGUAUAUUUAGUAAAAAGUGUUUUUAUGCAUUUUUUCGCAGAAAUCCAAGUCGUGUGAAAAGGUACUGUGGUGCUGACCACAUGGACAUUUUUCUUUAUGAUCUCGGAAUUUGAAGUUGAUGAAGAGCUCCAAGCCCUUCGUACGGAAAAAUGAAAAUGAAAAAAAGCAAAUUUCUUCCCAGGCGCGGUCUGAAAGGCUGGGUGGCUUUCAUCCAAGGCCUGCAGGACAAGGACGACAGAGGGUUUGGCACGAUUCAUAGGUCACAGUGGACAAGGUUGCACAAAAGCCUCGGCUUGGGCUUGACGAUUGAAGAAUCCGACGUGCUGUUUCGCGCCUUGAUCAGCCCAAAGGACGGCGGUAUGGACUACAGGUGGGUUGGGUUUUGGAAUAUUAUCUUCACUUGGUUUAUUUUCCUACUCCUGUUCUGGAUGAAGAUUACCGUGGCGGCACAUGACAGUUACCAUACAUACUCAUCCAGGCAAAGCCAAACCCAAAGAAAGAUAAAUUAAUAAGUACAACAACCGGCGCAUUGAAAACACUAGGUUGCUUCUGAACCAAAUCCGCAUGAAAUCCGACAAAAUCGCGGCUCCCAUCCUGCAAAGCGCGAAGUCGCAGUUUGUCACGCUCCUCACCGCGGCAGGCGAUAAUUCAGCAUCGGGGAUGGAAUGCAUUGAGAUCAACACGUUGCUGCGCUUGGGUUUCAACCCCGAGGCGUACCCGUUGACCGUUCUGAGGGGCCAGUCCCUCACCGCGUCCGUGGACGACUUCGCGUGUGCCGUCGCGUUUCUGUCCGCCUACGAAGCAAGCACGGACAGUUCGGUGUUAGGCAUCGAAACGUUCCUGGACUUGGUGGACCUGGGACUCGGCUGCUAUUCCACACCAGACGAAGCGAGACUAUUCGCGCAGGCGCUCGGGAUGGACGUGAAGCAUUUGGUGUGA
This is a messenger RNA of Amoebophrya sp. A120, 7036 nucleotides long. The record is from the annotation of a GenBank genome assembly. NCBI's taxonomy places the organism in Eukaryota, Dinophyceae, Syndiniales, Amoebophryaceae.